This is a messenger RNA of Sinocyclocheilus grahami, 1911 nucleotides long. RefSeq names its product rab GTPase-binding effector protein 2-like. The coding region runs from base 373 to 1806 and encodes 477 amino acids. The record is from RefSeq and is a predicted model, not a curated record. The transcript has 13 exons. NCBI's taxonomy places the organism in Eukaryota, Metazoa, Chordata, Actinopteri, Cypriniformes, Cyprinidae. Gene Ontology annotation, biological process: endocytosis. Gene Ontology annotation, molecular function: GTPase activator activity; growth factor activity. Gene Ontology annotation, cellular component: intracellular membrane-bounded organelle.
CAACGAAGACCGCAAGGAUAGUUCACAUCCUCUCCGGCUAUGUCUCAAAUCCGAGUGAGCUGGCUACCUAGGCAGCAUCCCAGGCGCGUUCUCAGUCAGCUUACGCCUACAAGGCCCAAAAGCGCGGUCUUUGUAGUCAGCUCACUAGAUUUGGAAACAAUCCACGCGUGUGUGUGUGCCUCGAGGGAGGAUGGAGGUAAUAUUAGGUAAUAUCCGCAGGAUUGAACCGGGGAAAGUUGUUUCCUGAACUCUUGGCGCAGUUUUGUUGAAGCCCGGCCCUGCUGCGCUUCACACAGGAAAAGAAAGACGGAUGCGGGCGAAGGGAAGAAUAUCGAAACGAAAGGAAAAUAUCGAGACAAACGGCGUGAAACCAUGGAGGUCUUGGACACGACGGCAUCGCGCAGCGAGGAGGAGAACGAUGCAGGAGCUGCGGCAGACCUGCAGACGCAGCUAAUCGAGUGUCGAGCUCAGCUGGAGCACUGGCAGGGCCUGGCGAGCAUCUGCGAGCUUAGCAAACAGGAGGAGCUCCAGGAACUGCAAAAACAGUGCGACCAGGAGAUUCAGUCCUUGCAGGAGGCUCUGAGAGAAACAGCUGCUCAGUAUGAGGCUAGAAUAUCUGUUCUGCUGUCAGAACGAUCACAUUAUAGGAGAGCCACUUCGCCCCAGGACACUAAGGGCAUCUCUAAAAAGGGCAAGGUGGAGGGUACCUCUCAUCCACAGGGUGGUUUCCCUCCCCUGCGAGCUGCUGACCAUGAGGGCUCAGGGUCAGACUCUGAUCCGCUGGAGCUGUUGGCGGAGACGUCAGAUACAGAGACAACAGGCCUUAUGAUGGACUACUUUCCCCAGCACUGUGACUCGGCCUCUCUGUCUUCUUUCUCUAUGGACACACCCUCUUUACCCCGACAUACGCCCCCUCAAGAUGACACCGCCUCCCUGGUGUCCACAGGAACGCUGGUGCCUGAAGCCAUCUACCUGCCACCACCGGGACACAGACUGGUCACACAUGCAGACUGGGACAAAUUGCAAGCACAACUUGUAGAGCUUCAAGAGGAGGUGACAGAGCUUCAAAAGCAGAAAGCUGAGCUGGAGAAAGAACUGGAUGUGCAAAGCAAAGAGACACAAAAACAGUUGUCGGUGCUUCAGUCUCAGGUGCAAACCUCUGAGACUCUUCUUCAAGACCUACAGAAAUCAUUUAGCCAGUCACAAAAUGCUGUUCAGAGCAGAUUGGCGGAGCUGUCUUACUCUCAGAAGAGAGUUUGUAAUGAACUCUCCAAGUUGAAAGGUGAAGACACUGAUGUGGAUGAAAAUAGCCUUCCACCCCGCAGUCCAACACUAGAGGCAGCUCACUGUGAGGAGAGGCUUCGUAUUGAAAUAGUCAACCUACAGGAACAGCUGGAGACACGCACAGAAGAAAGGGUGGAAAUUUUAGAAGUUAAGCUUGCCAGCCUGACAGUAGAGACAGACCGCAUACAGAUCCAAAAGGAAAAGUUGGAGGCUGAGCUGCAGGAGUGUCGUGUAGAGGUGCAGGGUCUGCGAUUGGCACUUUCUCACCUUCAGAAGGAGAACAAAUCUCACAUCCAGGAGAAGGCAGUGUUGCAGCAGCAGUGUUUAGAGUAUCGCAGUCAGGUGAUCAGUCUGCGCUCUCAACUAGACACUAGUCAAGCUGUGCAGAAGGAUUUUGUGCAGCUGUCGCAGUCACUGCAGGUGAAACUGGAGCAGGUUCGCCAGGCAGAAUCUUUGAACCAAGUGAAGCACAUUCUAGGGGAGGAGAUUGAAGACACUGAUUUGCCUGCAGAUGCCACAUGAAACAAUAUAAGAAUAGGUGACAUUUUGGCCAACCAAAAGGAAGAGACUCUAGUGGACAAGGAGGUGGUCCUCAAAAAGGGCCAAGCUGAGGUGGGCUGCCUACAU